UUGAGAAAUUUAUCAUAUUACGGUCAAGAAGAGGAUUAAUUCACAAUCUCGUGAAUUAGAUCCAUGGGUGACUACUUUGAAAGGAGAAUGGAUUAUGACAUUGACCUAAACAUUCCAUUGGUUUCUCAAAAUAGCACUCAAAACUUGAUGAACAUAAGAGCUGCAUACAAAGAAGUCCAUCAAACUACUGCUACUACAAAUGUUUCAACUUUGGUCACAAAACAAGGCUCUAUUGCUAGAUCAGUUUCUCACAAUAUUCAUGUUGAACCAAUGUUUUUCAUUGAUUCUCUCCUUGUCAUUGCCAACCACGGAGUCCCGAGAGACCCUGGACGUCGCCGCUACCGCCGUCAUGGACAACCUCGUAAAGCUUGUCCAACUGAUCCAUUAAGAUUUUGCACAAAUCUUCAUUGUAUGACAAGAAAAACUCCCAUGUGGCGCUCUGGACCUAUUGGACCAAGGACUUUGUGCAAUGCUUGUGGAAUUUACUAUAACAAACAUAUGAUACAUGGAAAUAUUCCUGCAAUUAUAAUCCAUGAAGAUGGUUCUUCAUCUGUUUUUGUUCCACCAACAAAAUAUUUGAAAAGAUAUUCUUCAACUUCUUAAUUAGGAUGAGAUGUGGAGCUAUCAACUCUUUCAUUGUUUCUCUUGUUUCCAUGUUUUUGAAUAUGUGAGAGAAUGGUUUAUUCUCGUCACAUUAUUUUAUAGCAGAUGGUUGUUUUUUUGGGGUAUAAUGAUAAUUAUGAUAUUGUUGUUUUUGUUGUUGGACAAGUUUAUAUGAUUGGUGAU
Molecule: messenger RNA, 786 nt
Organism: Vicia villosa (hairy vetch)
Lineage: Eukaryota; Viridiplantae; Streptophyta; Magnoliopsida; Fabales; Fabaceae
Exons: 4
Coding region: 64-603 (179 amino acids)
Biological process (GO): regulation of DNA-templated transcription
Molecular function (GO): sequence-specific DNA binding; zinc ion binding
Source: RefSeq, a predicted model, not a curated record